This is a messenger RNA of Sphaeroforma arctica JP610, 348 nucleotides long. RefSeq lists its product as hypothetical. Lineage: Eukaryota; Ichthyosporea; Ichthyophonida. Bases 1 to 348 code for a protein of 115 amino acids. The record is from RefSeq and is a predicted model, not a curated record. The transcript has 2 exons.
AUGUCACGCAAGUACGACGAAACAUUCAUGUUAAACAUUGAGGCUACACGUGGACGUCCAGAAGUGCUGCUGGAGACUCGUUACAUGUGUACGAAAUCGUGUAGCGUUGAUGAGGGGAAACCCACACCAACUAUCGAGUACCAGCUUAUGGAUCGUAAUUCGACCCGACGGGAAACUGUAACCUGUUUACGCUCGUUUUGUUUCUUGCACGACUCAGUAAUCCGACAAUGGACACCCACACGGUUCACGCGUACUUGGAAUGGUCAGAAUCAGGGCGCAGUACUCGAUCUGUUCCGAGAAAUGUACCAGGUCAUGAAAUUGGGUCAAGCCGACUACGAAUGGGAAUAA